ACCCCAUAAUAAUGACAUUAAAUCCAGUCCAUAGUGUAUGAUGAAGUCAUCUGUCCUCUCAUAGAGAUAUUCCUUCUCUGUGUUUUGUCCGUUCUCAGGUACAAGUGAUCCUUACGUGAAGUUUAAACUGGAUGGGAAGACACUAUACAAGAGCAAAGUGGUUUAUAAGAACCUCAACCCAACAUGGAACGAGACCUUCUCUUUCCCUGUCAGAGACCUGGACCAGAGACUGUAUAUUAAGGUGUAUGACCGGGAUCUGACCAUGGAUGACUUCAUGGGAUCCAGCUAUCUUCUCCUCAGUGAUCUGGAGAUGGAAAAGGUGUGUGAGCUGUCCGUGCGUCUGGACGACCCCAACAGUCUGGAGGAGGACAUGGGAGUCAUCAUGCUGGACAUGUCUCUCUCUCUUAGGGAUAGAGACAACGAGAAGAACUCUAGGUGGCCUAAGAGGAAGAGGAGUAUCAGGUCUCCGCUGGCCCAGAGUGGUCGUCUAUCAGAGUCUCUGAGGAAGUCUCAGCUGUGGUCAGGUGUCGUGGGGGUGACCCUGGUGGAGGGACAGGACCUGCCAGAGGACGGACCUGGAGAGCUGUUUGUUCGGUUCAGACUGGGGGAGCAGAGAUACAAGAGCAGGAACCAGCCCAAGAAGGCCAACCCCCAGUGGAGGGAGAGGUUUGACUUCAACCGGUUCCCGGAGGGUCCUGGGGUGCUGGAGAUAGAGGUCUGGAACAAAGAGGGACGCAAAUAUGAGGAGUGUUACGGCAUGUGUGAGGUGGACCUGUCCAGUGUUCUACCCAACCAGUCUCAGCUGUUCACGCGGGUUCUGAAAGAGGGAAAAGGUCGUGUGGUCUUCCUGAUCGCUCUGAGCACGUGUAGUGGCGUCUCCAUCUCCGACAUGUGUGCCCCGCCCCUUGAGGAGCCUCAGGAGAGAGAGAAAACUCUGGAGAAAUAUAGUUUCAAAAGGUCCUUCAGGAACCUCCGGGAUGUUGGUUUCCUUCAGGUUAAGAUUAUCAAGGCUACUGAUCUGUUGGCAGCUGAUUUAAAUGGGAAGAGUGAUCCGUUCUGUGUGUUGGAGUUGGGGAACGACAGGCUGCAGACUCACACCAUCUAUAAAACCCUCAACCCCAACUGGAACAAAGUCUUCACCUUCCCAGUAAAAGACAUCCAUGAUAUUCUGGAGCUGACCAUCUUUGAUGAGGAUGGAGACAAAGCACCUGACUUCCUGGGCAAAGUGGCCAUUCCUCUGCUUUCUAUCCACAAUGGUCAACCGAUCUGCUGUCCCCUGAAGAAAGAGGAUCUGGGGUGUCUGUCUAAAGGAAGCAUCUCCCUAGAGCUGGAGCUCGUCUUCAACCCAGUCAGAGCAGCUAUCAGAACAUUUAAACCAAAGGAGAAGAAAUUCAUGGAAGACAAUCCCAAGUUUUCUAAAAAGAUGUUGGCGCGUAACGUGUACCGCGUGCGUAGCCUUUACAGAGCAGUGCAGUCCACGUUCCAGUACAUCAACAGCUGUUUCCAGUGGGAGAGUUUCCAGAGGAGUCUCAUAGCCUUCCUGAUAUUCCUGCUGGCGGUGUGGCAUUGGGAGUUCUACAUGUUGCCUCUCUGUCUGGUUCUGCUCAUCACAUGGAACUAUCUUCAGAUUGCAUCUGGACGGGCCAACCAGGACCUGGAUAAUAUGGACUUGGGCGAUGAAGAUGAUGAAGAUGAAAAGGAAUCCGAGAAGAGAGGUUUGAUGGAAAAAAUUCACAUGGUUCAAGAGACUGUCAUCACUGUCCAAAACCUGUUGGAGGAAAUCGCAUGCUUCGGGGAGAGAAUUAAAAACACCUUUAACUGGUCAGUACCGUUCCUCUCCAACCUUGCCUUCCUUAUCCUGGUGACAGUAACAGUUCUGACAUACUUCAUCCCUGUACGAUAUAUCCUUCUAGUAUGGGGAAUUAAUAAAUUCACCAAGAAAUUACGGGCCCCGUACGCCAUCGACAACAAUGAGGUGUUUGAUUUCCUGAGGAGAGUUCCUUCAGAUGUUCACAAGGUGCAGUACAGCGAGCUGAAGACUUUGAGCGCCCAGAGUCCUCUGAGGAGGAAGAGAACCAUUGAGAGGAGGUGAUGGAGGAGUGAUCUAUGGUCCCCAAUGGAAGACAUGGCCAUGUGUACAGUGUUGCCGCCUCAGACUUGUGUCCUGUGUGAAACUGGACGUAUAGUGGAGGAUAUGCAGGGCAUAUCUGGAUCAUAUUCCUCUAUGUUCAGAAUUGGUUAGAAAACUGCUCCUGGGUUACUGGUCCUCUGUAGCUCCGUUUGUAGAACAUGGCACUUGCUGUGCCGGGAUAGUGGGUACAAUUCCUGAGAUCACCCAUAUGUAUACACGCAUAACUCCGUCUCUUUGGGAUAAAAGCAUCUGCUACAUGGCGUCUAUACUGAACAAAAAUGGCAACGCAACAUGCAACAAUUUCAAAGAUUUUACUGACUUACAGUUCAUAGAAGAAAAUCUGUCAUUUGAAAUGAAUUCUUUCAGCCCUAAUCAAUGGAUUUCACAUGACUGGGAUGCAGGGGGGUGGAUUAUCUUGGCAAUAGGAGAAAAGCUCACUAACAGAGGAAGGUAAAGCUUUUUGUACGUACGGAACAAUUCUGGGAUUUUUAUUUCAACUCAUGAAAUAUGGGACCAACACUUUACAUGUUUGUAUGUGUUCAGUGUCUAUUAGCAGUCAGACAUGGAUAUUGUAUCACCAGCAGGCUAAAGAUCACCAGCAGGCUAAAGAUCACCAGCAGGUUAAAGAUCACCAGCAGGCUAAAGAUCACCAGCAGGCUAAAGAUCACCAGCAGGCUAAAGAUCACCAGCAUGCUAAAU
Oncorhynchus gorbuscha (pink salmon) is the source of this 2830-nucleotide messenger RNA. RefSeq names its product multiple C2 and transmembrane domain-containing protein 2-like. The coding region runs from base 263 to 2092 and encodes 609 amino acids. Gene Ontology annotation, molecular function: calcium ion binding. The transcript is spliced from 19 exons. NCBI's taxonomy places the organism in Eukaryota, Metazoa, Chordata, Actinopteri, Salmoniformes, Salmonidae. The record is from RefSeq and is a predicted model, not a curated record. Gene Ontology annotation, biological process: regulation of neurotransmitter secretion. Gene Ontology annotation, cellular component: synaptic vesicle membrane.